AUGGCAACUGCCAGAGAAAACUUCCGGCCCAUGAGGAAGGCAUCGUCUCAUGACCAUCUGGGGUCUCCCAGUCCGCUGCGUGAUGGCGGUGUUUCCCUCGGUAUACGAUAUGCAAGUGCCAGAGCAUCUCCGACACCCAUUGCGCAUCGCAAUCAGCGCAAAACGGCUUCAGAUGAUGGGACGCCUAAAUCUACCAGCUCGUCGGCUUUCCUCGUAGGCUCCAGUGUUGAUGAUGAUAUUUUUACUGAGGCAUCAUCCGAGGCUCCUCUCAUACCAUCAACAACUGGCGCAGACUCCCAGCUGCAGGUGUUUGACAAUUCUCCGACCAGAAUCGAUGCUCAGGGAAUAUACCCCGGCACAGCUUGCAUGUUCGUUGCGAACCUGUCUCAACCCCAUGAGGACAAAGUCCUUGAGUUCGAAGUGACCAAGGAGUUCAGCAAAUUCGGAGAAGUUUGGGUGAAAAUCAAAAGAGAUGUCUAUCAAAUGCCUUAUGCAUUUUGCCAGUUCACAAACGAUCAUGAUGCUCAGAAGGCAGAGAAACUGGGAAAGGGCAUGAAGAUUUUGGGACGACCAUGUCGAACCGAAAUGGCCCGCGCUCAAUCUUCCUUUCUUGUCUCCAAGAAAAACGGUAUGCCAACAACCAUUGCUGAGGCAACGCAUCUUCUCAGCCAGCUUGGUGAGGUUGCCAAAGGCGAAUUUGUGGAUGACGACGCACAACGCUCUCUUGGCGUUCCACCUUCCGUCUUAGUCACAUACAAGAUGUAUGAUUCCAGACGCGAGCCAGUUCGGUACUUCUCUCAAAACCAGACGUAUACUGUCGUGGCGAAUAACCCAAAGCGCAAUAACGACAUUGCAUCUGCCGCGUCCAAGUGGGAUGGCGGUGAUGCUUUGAUGAAGAAGUAUGACAGGGAUCGGCGCUCUGCGUAUGUUGGCAACCUUCCUCCAGAGAUGACUGAAACCGUUCUUCGCGCUCUUGCUAGCUCCAGCGGAGAAGUAUUGGGAGUACAGAAUGGUACCGACAUUGAUGGUAGAUCUGUCCGCGUGGAGCGUAAGCAUUCUCGAACAUUUGAGACUCCACGACGUGAAACCAUGCCUCGAAACUGCUGGUCUACGCUCCCGAGACGUCGCAUUGCUAGCACCUUUUUGCCAGCUCCUAUUCAUAAUGCUGAUGAUGAUACAUCUGUGAUUGAGAAUGUUACGUCUCAUCACCAGGCUACAACUUACAACAAGACUUUCUCUUGCAGACCUAGCAGACGUCCACGUCAGACCAUCUUUAACGUUGACACCUCGGUUGGCAAAGCAAUGGCUUCCCAGAAUCCUGAGCAAGUUCCAGAGCAAGCUGAAUCAGGCCAUGAGCUGCCAUUGACUCCAACACAUCACAGAGUUCGGGGUCCUAACUCACCAAGCAAGAAGUCCGUUGAGUUCGAAUUGCCCAACGGCGCUCGCCCCGGGGUUCGGCCGCACACUCCUCCAGGUAUCACCGCAAACGGGGACUCACACGUGGUAGCUCCGAAUAAUUCGGGUCAUAGCUCCGGGCCGGUUGCAGCUGCCAGCAGUAGCCAUGCCCCCUCAUACCAGUCCAGCACGGGUUUGAUGAUGCCGCCCCCCUCGUUUGGAUGGGCGCCGUUCUACCAGUCUUAUCCCCAAGGCUAUUCUUACAUGGCAGGGCCCUUCACUCCUCACCAUCAGGGCAACGAGGGGAUGAUGCAGCCCUAUAUGACUCCCCCAUACCCAACUCAUCCCAUGUUCUACAAUAACAUGAUGAUGCCAGCACCACCUAUGAUGGCUACUCCCCCCGGUCCACCAGUGCAACAUUCCGGUGCAGGACAGAACAAUGAUGCUGCCUCAGAAUACAAUCCCCACAAGGCGGAGUAA
This is a messenger RNA of Pochonia chlamydosporia 170, 1875 nucleotides long. Its product is annotated as RNA-binding protein. The transcript is spliced from 9 exons. Gene Ontology annotation, molecular function: RNA binding. The record is from RefSeq and is a predicted model, not a curated record. The coding region runs from base 1 to 1875 and encodes 624 amino acids. Lineage: Eukaryota; Fungi; Ascomycota; Sordariomycetes; Hypocreales; Clavicipitaceae.